Molecule: messenger RNA, 621 nt
Organism: Seminavis robusta
Lineage: Eukaryota; Bacillariophyta; Bacillariophyceae; Naviculales; Naviculaceae
Source: the annotation of a GenBank genome assembly
AUGGUCAAAACUCGCAGCAGCAAAAGCGAAUAUUCUGGUACUCCGGAGGCAAGACGAGGUAGGGGCAAGAGCACUGGAGGAAGUAGCAGAAAGCCGUCUCCUGCUGUUGUGUCUGUGACUGGCUCUAGCAGGAAAGUCAAGAACAAGGUUGGUUCUCCUGCACCGAGGAAGAAAUCUCUCUUUUCUGAUGACGAAGAUGACUACGAUAACAAGGGCUACAGCAGUGACGAAUUCAACUUCGGAGAGGAGGAAGACGAGCUUGGCGAACAGUCUGACAGCAACCAUUCGGUGUCCACAACUGGAUCUGGAGCCCGCAAGAGACUGCCGAAAAACGUCCUAAAAGCUGUGCUCACUGAUAUCCAGCACGAAGAAGGGAUCGACGUGUUCCAUCUAGCCUCUCCACAAGCACUCCGCAACAUUCUAGACAAGCGACCUGAGUUGUAUGGCAAUCGAAGAGACAUUACUCGAGUAGCGAUUGGAAAGAAGGUUAUCAAGUGGAGAAAGAAGUUUCACGAAUCCAAGGAAAGCUGGAACCAACAACUGCGUGAUUUGGGCAUCACUGAGAAGGUGAAGCCUGUUGCUGCAAGAGGAGCGGCUGACAAGCCUGCCGCUGCAAAAUAG